This is a messenger RNA of Danio rerio (zebrafish), 2892 nucleotides long. The record is from RefSeq and is a predicted model, not a curated record. Lineage: Eukaryota; Metazoa; Chordata; Actinopteri; Cypriniformes; Danionidae.
UCCAGUAGACGGCUGUGAGCGCACAUCGCUGCACGAAAUUGUUCUCGUUAGCCACAGAGUAUCUUUAACAUAUUUAUGCUUCGUCUCACAUAUGCAUCAGAAAGUGAUAAUGCAGUAUUAAAGCUGAUCAAAAUAAAUAACUAGGUCUCGAUUAGUGAAGAGGAUCUCCAACAGCAUCGUGCAGCGUGAUAUCUGUUCACAUGGAGAGUGGCACUUACACAGAAACUACAGCAGCUUAACUGAAACUCUUAUAUUACGUGUUUUACGUCUUUGUUUGUUCUCAAGUCUGGUUUAUCAUCGGCUACAGCGGAUUCUCACUUUAAACAGGUGUUUCCUAGCUCUGGAUUUAUGUCGUUUAUAGUCUCGUUGGGGGUCAGCGGAUGACAAUGAAAGUACACAAGGUUCAUUCUCGGUCCCAACAGAGGCAGCGAAAUGCAUCUAAACAACAUGGCAAGAAUAAGUGGAACAAAAAAGUGCGCAGCCUGGACUCAACGCUCCUUAAUACCAGCUCAGGAACUGCAAAGUUGGAACAAGAGAUAGCCAAAAAGGAGAAACCAGCAAUAAAACGGUUGAAGAAGUUGUAUGCGAAGCCUGUGACUCUUCUCUCUGAUAACAACUGUGCAGACGAGGAUAAAGUUAAACCCACUUCUGUGACUUUUGCUCAUGUCCACACAAAUGGAGGCACAGAACUGGAUGACAGCAGCAGAUCAGUGGACUCACAAGAAUGGAGUGAAUAUGCCAACAGUGUUCUUCAGAACGGCAUGGAGACUUCAACAUUACCUGACUCAGACCAGGCGGAGGAUGGGCUUCAAUUCCAUGCCCACCUUGAUCAUACCAAGAACCGUGCAGUGUUAGUCAUGAAACAAAGUCAGGUCUUGUGUUUUCGUGGGAAGUGCCUGCUCACUUGCCUCUAUGGUCAUGUAGAAGUGCUGGGCUUCACCAUAGAGGAGGGUCAACAGCCUUACCCUGUGUUUUCACCACCGACCCACUGCCCGCUCACUAUCACGGCCUUAGGAAACAACCAGUCCUCCAGCAAGAACAAGAAAGAGGGCCAGCUGGAAGCAAAAGCCAUUGUUCGCAAAUAUUUCACAACAGAGCCGAGUAAAAAGCUGAUGAAUGAGGUGGAUUCGGAUUCCUGUGUGGUGCUUCUGGAGUCUCUGGACACACCACUCACUCGCUUUCUCUCCAGCUUUUCUGAACUCACUGAGCUAUUCGGCCUCAACUCGAAGGAGUUGAAGUCUCAGGCUGCCAUCUAUAGCCCUGUCCUGUCCGCUGUGGGUGUAACGGCUCUGCGUGGGCCUUGUGCACAGGGUCUGGUCAUGUCACGCAGCUACAAAGAAACUAUAAGCAGUUUGCUCAGUGCCUGGGCAGGGGAAUUCGACCGUUGUCCCAUAAUUCUUGUGUGUGGAGGCAAAUCUUCUGGCAAGUCCACCUUUAAUCGGCACCUAAUCAACAGCCUGCUAAAUCAUACUGCGAGUGUGGAGUAUUUGGAGUGUGAUUUGGGCCAGACUGAGUUCACCCCUCCUGGAUGUCUUUCCUUGUGCACAGUUACAGAACCACUGCUUGGGCCUCCUUUCACACACCUGCGUGACCCAGAGCACAUGGUGUAUUACGGUCAGGCAGAUUGUCAGUCUGACAUCGAUCGAUAUCUGGAGUCCCUCAAAUCCCUCUGGCGCAACGUCAGUGGAGAGAGUCCUGUUAUCAUCAAUACUAUGGGCUGGAUCAGAGGUCAUGGCUUUCAGAUACUGGUGGACCUCGUCCGUCUGUUUUCAGUCACUCACGUGGUUCAGCUGAGUUAUGGGACAGCGCCACAAUGUCAGCUGCUCACCUCAGAGUUCAUCAGAAGUGCCCACGGCUGGCAGACUCACCCUCCAACAACCCCUGCCUUGACUGAGGACAGUCACUCCCCCAGCCGAUCACAUGUGUUUCUCAGCGUUCAGUCAGAGUUUGAGGGUGCUGGGGUAUCUGGUGAAAUGCGUUUUCAGCGCAGUAAUGAGCUGCGAGACCUGGCUCUCCUCAGCUAUAUCAGCAAGCUGCAGUCCUCAGAUCCAGGCCCCAUCCGGCCUCUACACUGCUUCAUACCAUAUCAGGUCCCACACUCAUCAGUAGCUAUAGGUGUCACACACUGUGAAGUCGCACCCAACAACAUCCUCUAUGCGGCCAAUGCCAGUGUAGUAGGAUUGUGCUGUCUGAGUGAAAAGGUUGUGGGCAGAGGAGGUCCUGUUAUCCUCUCCCAAACGCCCAUCUGUCAAUGCGUGGGCCUAGGUGUUCUGCGAGGGGUGGACAUGGGACGAGGGCUGUAUUUUCUGGUUACUCCAGUGUCUCCAUCUGUCCUGAAGCAUGUGAAUUGUCUUUUGCUGGGAGAGAUCAGUCUGCCCAAAAUAUUGCUGACCCAGCAGCAUGGAGUUGAAGGAGAUUUACCUUACAUUACCACAGAUUACAGCUUUGAGGUGCAAGGCGCAGGAAAGCUCCACAUCUUCAAAGGACUAACAAGACCUGGUUUUAUAAAGUCUGAUAACUAAGCUCUUCUCUACGGACUCUACUUUUUGUGAAUGACAUUUCUAUCCUUGUGUUUGUUUUAUACCCAACAUAUUGAGGAACAUUUUGCCAUUAAAUGUACAAAUCUACACCAGUAUCUUGGCUUUCAGAACAGUAUACUGUGGAGAGAUGGAAUGUAUGAAAUGAUUUGUGGUUUCUUUAUCCCAUGCUGAACGGCUCCGAUUUUAAGAUCCUUGAGUUUUGAAAGUCUUGUUUUGAUUUGCUGUACUGUUACAGUUUGUCAAAUGGUUAUGAAAAGGUCAUUGAGAGUUUCUGUUUCCUCUUGUCCCAUUUCCAAUCCGAGAUCAUUCAGACUGUAAAAUAUUAAAGGUUUGCUUCAUUUUUGUCAAGAAA